Molecule: messenger RNA, 1581 nt
Organism: Mucor velutinosus
Lineage: Eukaryota; Fungi; Mucoromycota; Mucoromycetes; Mucorales; Mucoraceae
Exons: 10
Coding region: 1-1581 (526 amino acids)
Biological process (GO): protein neddylation
Cellular component (GO): cytoplasm
Molecular function (GO): NEDD8 activating enzyme activity
Source: RefSeq, a predicted model, not a curated record
AUGUCUGCAACUACUCGUACCAUCAUCGAUUUGAAGACACAAAAAUACGAUAGACAGCUCAGACUUUGGGCAGCGACAGGUCAAGAAGCUUUGGAGCACGCCAAUAUUUGUCUGAUAAAUGCAAACUCUACUGGUUGCGAGAUCAUCAAGAACCUCGUACUUCCUGGUGUUGGUAAUGUCACUAUUGUGGAUGGAGGCAAAGCUACCAAGGACGACAUUCGCAGCAACUUCUUCUUGGAUCCCGAGUCGAUUGGAGAGUCCAAAGCCAAGUCUGCAUCAGAGCUGAUCCAAGAGCUAAAUGAGGAUGCCAAUGUGGCGUUUGUGGAAAAGGAUCCUUAUGAUUUGAUUGAUAACCAAACCGAUUUUUUCGACCCCUUCACCAUGAUCAUUGCAGUCAAUGUACCAGACAUCCAUCUGAUGAAGUUAUCACCUCUCUGUGUCGAGUCAGGAAAGAGCUUAAUAGCAGUAAAGAGUAAAGGUCUUGUCGGCAUGUUUACCAUCCAAGCGCCAGAGCACACAGUCAUCGAGACGCAUCCUGAAAAUGUAGUCGACCUUCGCUUAUCAUGUCCUUUCCAACAAUUGAGCGACUAUGUAUCCACCUUUGACUUGGAUUCAUUGGAUCAAACAGAUCACAGCCAUAUCCCGUUUGUUGUAAUCAUCUUGAUCUACGUGGAGGCAUGGAAGAAAGCGCAUGAGGGACAGGCACCACAAACCUAUCAGCAACGACAAGAGUUUAUCAAAGCAUUGAGAGCAGGCAUGAGAACACCUGAUGAGGAGAACUUUGAGGAGGCUAUUGCGAAUGCCUGGAGACUGUCUCCAUCAAACCCUAUCUCGUCUGAAGUCCGCCAGAUAUUUGAGGAUCCGUCUUGCCAAAGUGCACAUGGCAACUCGCCUCUAUUCUGGAUAUUGACCAGAGCAGUGCGAGAUUUUGUUGAAAAUGAGGGCGGCGGACAGCUUCCCUUGUCUGGCAAACUGCCUGACAUGAAAUCUGACACUUGCAAUUACAUCAAUUUACAAAAUGUAUACCGUAAAAAAGCCUUAUUUGAUUUAGACGCUAUCAAAAAGAGAGUGGCAGGAUUGACAGAAGGAUCCAAUGUCCAUAUCCCUGAGGAGACAGUGGAACUCUUUUGCAAAAACGCAUCCAACAUUAGAGUGAUUCAGUACAAGGCCAUGACAGAGAACCAUGUACAGCCUGACAAAUUAGUCAAUUUGUUUAAGAAUGAAGAAAACUUCUGCUAUUACUUCAUUUACAAAGCCGCUGACAGAUUCCAAUUAGAACAUGGUCGUUUGCCAGCAUCUCAAGCCGAUUUUGAAAAUUUGAAGCAUCAGGCACAAUCAUUGAUGGAGAGUAUGGGCAUCACAUCUGAAGAUGCGGAGGAGAUAUUAGCGACUGACAUAUUGAACAAAGUCAUGACAAACUAUGUUCGUUUCGGCGAUUUGGAAACUGCAAACAUGGCAGCUCUCUUAGGUGGCUUGGCAGCUCAGGAAGCGAUCAAACUGAUAACUCAUCAGUACAUUCCCGUCAACAACACAUGUGUCUUUAACGGCAUCACCUCUACUAGCAGUGUCUAUCAGUUAUAA